Molecule: messenger RNA, 1143 nt
Organism: Adineta steineri
Lineage: Eukaryota; Metazoa; Rotifera; Eurotatoria; Adinetida; Adinetidae
Source: the annotation of a GenBank genome assembly
AUGGCUUCUUUAAAUUGGUCAACUACAUUAAUAAUGUAUCUUGAAAGAAAUAGUUCAUCUAAUUAUACAACACAAUGUAUAUUUGAUAUUACAUUUAUUCUACGAUAUGCAGGAACAUUAACAGUUAUACUUGGUCUUAUUGGUAAUUUUCUAUCAAUAAUUAUAUUUAGUCGUAAAGCACUUCGUUCACGUUCAUGUUCAAUGUAUUUUUUAGCAUUAAAUGUAAGCGAUAUUUGUGUAUUAUAUGGUUAUAUUAUAGAAUGUCUUCUUUUUUAUGGUUAUGGAAUACAACUUUUAUCAAAUUCAUUUAUGUGUAAAACAAUUAUAUUUCUUAUUUAUGCAUCAACAGAUAUAUCAAAUUAUCUUUUAACAUUAGCUGCUAUUGAUCGUUGUGUAUUAAUAUCAUAUCGAACUGCACAUUAUCGUUUUUGUCGAAAAUCAGUAGCAAAAUUUUUAAUUGGUUUUGUUAUUUUUCUAUUUAGUUUAAUCAAUAGUCAUUUUCUUUAUGGUUUUCGUGUUGAUCAAAAUGGUUUAUGUUUACCAACAACAAUCGAAUAUAUUUAUUUUUAUGUUCAUCAUUAUGAUACAUAUAUUGAUAUAAUUAAAACUGUAUUAAUACCAUUUUUAAUUAUAUCUAUUUGUAAUACAUUUAUAAUAAUACGGUUAACACGAAAACACAAUACACUAUCUCGUACAGCAUCGACACGUCGAAGUCGUCGUCGUCAAGAAAAAGAUCGACAAUUAACGAGUUUUCUUUUAUUAACAUCAAUAUUAUUUAUUGUAUUAUCAUUACCAUCAGAAAUCAAUGAUUUUUUACGUACAAACUUUACUCGUCAAUUUCAAAUACAAUAUGCAUGUCAAUUAUGGACAAGUACAAUAAUACUUAUACUUUUACAUCAAAUAAAUCAUGCAUCACAUUUCUAUGUAUAUACAUUAACGGGUCCAAUAUUUCGAAAAGAAUUUAAAAAAUUUCUUUGUCCAUAUCGACAAACUUUGCAUAAAAAUGAUUUAUAUGAUUAUUCUCGACGACAAUCAGCAACAAGUCGUUUUACACAUCAUGAUGAUGGUGAUGAACGACGAUUAAGUUUUUUUCUUAAACAAACUCAUUCAUUAGGACGUGUAAGUUAUAAAUCUGAUGUUUGA